Messenger RNA from Schizophyllum commune H4-8, 1109 nucleotides. RefSeq lists its product as uncharacterized. The record is from RefSeq and is a predicted model, not a curated record. Lineage: Eukaryota; Fungi; Basidiomycota; Agaricomycetes; Agaricales; Schizophyllaceae. The transcript is spliced from 4 exons. The coding region runs from base 156 to 938 and encodes 260 amino acids.
UGUUACUGAGCGCGCUAAGAGAUGUCCUUCGUCUCGUGCGCUCAUCGACGAGCCUGCGCGCGCAGCUACGACAAGCCUCUAGGCCGAUUGUCAGGCUAAGGGCGCCUGUUGAGGAGGGCGGGCAGUGUCAAAGCAGCGCUAGUCCUUGAGCUGCUAUGCUCUCGCUGCCGAUCCUGCUCUUGACGAUUGCGCGCUUCGUACUCGGCGCGCAAGAGGAUGUGAUCAUCUCCCUAACGUCCCCUGCCAUCGUCUAUGUUCCGUUUCUCUGCGAUGCUGGGGAUGACUGCGACGGUGGCUGGCAACGCACGACGACAGAGACGGGCGCCAUGGUGAUCAUCACGAACGGCUCCUCCCAGGAUGCGCUCGACAUCGUGCCGCAGAUGUUCAUCCAGUUCAGAGCCAGCGCCCUCCACCUCGCCACCUCUGCCUUCUCCACCGCGGACGUGGACAUGACGGUCUCGCAGGGCAAAACCACCAUCUCGCAGAACGUGACCUCGCGCACGGGGCUGAUCACGGUCAUUGGGCUCAACAGCACCGCGCUCACGACGUUGUCCCUCACGUAUGUGCCGCCAGGCCGCCUCGACCUUGGCCAGCUGUGGGCGACGGUGGACGAUGAGAUCGCGACCGUGUCUUCCUCCUACCUUCCCCCGCUGACGACGCCACCCACGGCCACACUACCGACAUACACGACCGCGACGAACGGGGGACCCACGAUAGUAGUCUCCCAGCCGCCGAGACCCCACCAGAAACUCGACCUCGCGUACCCCCUCGGCCUCACACUGGGUCUCUCAUUCGGCCUCACGCUCCUCGCGACGGGUGCGUAUCUCGUAUGGCGCAGGUGGAAGCAGUACAAGCGAAAGAAGUGGGAGGAAGAAGCACAGGAAAACGAGGCUUGGGAGCGGCGGAAGGGCAAGAUGCGGGAUGACUUUGUACAAUAAGACACUAUCACAGGAUACCAUGGGAUUCGAGAUGUCGACGUCGUGUAUUGCAAGCUGUAGAAAACAACAACCGAUACCCAGGAUGUAUCACGUCCUCAUAGUCCCGUUCGGCGACUCUUGCGGGGCAGCGGGGAUAGAGAUGACCAUCGGCGGUGUCAGUGUUCGACGUGU